UCAAGUAUCAUCAAUAUCAUGCUUCAGAGGAGAGCUUCAAAUGCCUCGGAAAAACCACGAAGUAGACCAAAGCGCACCUCCAGCUUUGGGAUGUUUGACAGACAUCAGCCCAAGGCAGAAGAUCAUCAAGAUACCACUCUGAGCCCAGAUGUCGAGCUGGCAGAGGGAGAUCAUCAUAAAGGAGGAAUUGGGAAGAAAAUGAAAGCUAUCUCUAUGACCAUGCGUAGAAAGAUGGGGAGAAAAUAUGCUAAAACUCUGUCAGAGGAAAUGGGAGAGGACGUGGAAAGAGACCGUAACACUGCAGCAGAGGCUCACCAGAGCGAAGAUAGAGCAAGUUCUGCACAGACCUGCACAGCCAAGUCCAGUAACUCAGUGGAAAGUCUGUACAGCCUCCACAGUGGCCAGAGCUUCUCCAGUGGUGUUACCAGUGGCUCUGAGGGUUCUUCUAACAGAGACAGUAUGAGGCUGGAGGAGGAAAUCCCGUACACAGGACAGUUCUGCGGCAGAGCCAAAGUUCAUACUGAUUUCAUCCCUAGCCCUUAUGACACAGAGUCCCUUAAACUCAAGGCUGGAGACAUGAUCGACAUCAUCAGCAAGCCACCCAUGGGCAUUUGGACUGGAAUGCUGAAUGGCAAAGUGGGCAACUUUAAGUUCAUCUAUGUGGAAGUUCUGGCAGAAGAGCCUGCACCUGUUUACAGGACAAGUAAUCACAGGAGAAGCAGGAGGCCUCGGCCCAAAACGCUCCAAGAGUUCCUCGAGAGACUCAACUUGGAGGAGUUUACCUCCUCAUUGCUGCUGAAUGGUUAUCAGACUGUAGAAGAUCUGAAGGAUUUGAAGGAGAAGGACCUGAUCGAGCUGAAUGUAACAGAUCCAGAGCAAAGACAAAAACUGCUGGCAGCUACUGAGUGUUUGCAGGAUGCUGAAAUUUCCAGUCAAAUGGAUGGCGAGGCCAAAGACGAGCCCAAAUCUCCCAGUGAAACUGUAAAAGCCGAUCUGAUUGACUGUCCCAGAGAUUCAGGUUGCUACGUAGCUUCUGACUGCUCUGAAAACAGCAAAGAGGAUGCUGAGAACCACCUAUGUGAUACUUCCCGCCCAUCACCGACUGAGGUCUAAGCACACCUUUUUCAGCAGCCUAAUAAGUACCUGGCCUGUAUCACAUAUCCAGGUCGCUGUCGUGCUGUACAGUCACGUGCCAUGAUACAUAGAAAACUGAAUAUUUUUUAUGAUGUGUCAGAUCCUCAUAGUAUGCAUAUAGUUUCAGAUUAUUCAUGUGGUGUAGAUACAGACAGGUGACAAAUUAAAGGAAAAGCUAACUUUGCAUCUUUGUAACCAUGAGGUGCUCAAACAUAAUCAAAAAGUCUUUGUAGAUGUACUAAGAGGUUUAAAGAACAUUCUUUAAAAAGAUCCUUGUGUAAUUAAUGUUUUGAUGUUGGUAGCAGACAGCACAGUUUUACCCGUUGAUCAACAAUCCAAGCUGUUCAACUGAGUUGAGAUUUAAAUACUUUUUAUACUCAUUAAACCAUUUAAGGACCACUUGGGCCACAUGGAUGGACUUUUACUGACUGUCAAUUUAUUAUGUGUCAUGUCUGGCUCAAAUCAAUGACAAAAAUAAUAGGAUGACAGUAAAAUUCACAAGUGUUCACUUAAUUAUACUAUUCAUUAAAUUUAUACUAUUUAACAAAAUGCAAGUGCUGUCAAUUAUAAUCACUUAGUCUUCAAGUUCUGACCGUAUGGCAAGCCAAGUGGCCAUCACAGCAGAUUUUCCCUUAAUUGGUCACUCACUGAUAAUGUCCAAUUAGCUAGGCAAGCAAGUCACAAGGAAUUUCGGAGUUGAAACAUGAAGUUUAAAAUAUGUAGCAAAGCACUGUAAAUACUGUAUAUUGUACAUAGAAUGGUUAAAAAAAACAUGAUUUUAAAAUGUUCAAACUGUAUCCAAUAA
Messenger RNA from Trichomycterus rosablanca, 1939 nucleotides. It is a transcript of the gene samsn1b, whose product is annotated as SAM domain, SH3 domain and nuclear localisation signals 1b. The coding region runs from base 19 to 1113 and encodes 364 amino acids. NCBI's taxonomy places the organism in Eukaryota, Metazoa, Chordata, Actinopteri, Siluriformes, Trichomycteridae. The transcript has 8 exons. Gene Ontology annotation, molecular function: protein binding. The record is from RefSeq and is a predicted model, not a curated record.